Messenger RNA from Zootermopsis nevadensis, 3875 nucleotides. RefSeq names its product G protein alpha s subunit (gene Galphas). Gene Ontology annotation, cellular component: cytoplasm; heterotrimeric G-protein complex. The record is from RefSeq and is a predicted model, not a curated record. Gene Ontology annotation, biological process: adenylate cyclase-activating dopamine receptor signaling pathway; sensory perception of chemical stimulus. Gene Ontology annotation, molecular function: GTPase activity; GTP binding; G protein-coupled receptor binding. NCBI's taxonomy places the organism in Eukaryota, Metazoa, Arthropoda, Insecta, Blattodea, Termopsidae.
CGUAGCUGUAAGCGAUGUAUUGCCCAUGAAGACUUUUCGCUAAAACAGUGUUUUAAGGAAUUUGUAAUGGAUGACAAGGGUUGGAAAGUGUUUCAAGAUAUGUGUCUUUAAGUGUGUUGUACUUUGCGUGUAUUAGUAACGCCUACAAAAUAGGGAAUCUCGCCGUAAACGAGAGGCAGCGCGAGUCCCAUCGGUGCUGCCUACCCACCAUAUUUCUUGAUAACUGGCCUGAUGCCAUGGGUUGUUUUGGAGGUGGGGGCUCAAAAGCGGACCAUGAAGAAAGUAAAAAGAAUAAGGAGACAACAAAAAGGAUAGACGCACAAAUCCGGAAGGAUAAACAGUUGUACAGAGCAACACACAGAUUGUUAUUACUAGGUGCCGGAGAAUCGGGAAAAAGCACAAUUGUAAAGCAGAUGAGGAUAUUGCACGUAAACGGAUUUAGUGAAGAAGAGAAAAAACAGAAAAUAGAAGAUAUUAAAAAGAAUAUACGAGAUGCAAUAUUAACAAUUACGGGUGCAAUGAGCACAUUGACGCCUCCCAUUGCUCUGGAGCAUCCGGCCAAUCAGAACCGAGUGGAUUACAUCCAAGAUGUUGCUUCACAGCAUGACUUCGAUUAUCCUUCGGAAUUCUACGAACACACGGAAAUAUUAUGGAAAGAUAGAGGGGUUCAAGCUUGUUUUGAAAGGUCAAAUGAAUACCAGCUAAUCGACUGCGCAAAAUACUUCCUAGACAAAGUGCACAUAAUCAAACAACCGAACUACACACCUACUGAACAGGAUAUCCUGAGGUGUCGGGUUUUAACAUCGGGUAUAUUUGAAACAAGGUUUCAAGUGGAAAAAGUCAAUUUUCAUAUGUUUGAUGUGGGUGGGCAGCGGGAUGAGAGACGGAAAUGGAUUCAAUGUUUCAAUGACGUGACCGCCAUCAUCUUUGUGACGGCCUGUAGCAGCUAUAACAUGGUUCUUAGGGAAGACCCUACACAGAAUCGGCUAAGAGAAUCUCUUGACCUCUUUAAAAGUAUUUGGAACAAUAGGUGGCUGAGGACAAUAUCAGUGAUUCUAUUUCUCAACAAACAAGACUUGUUGGCUGAGAAGAUAAAGGCUGGAAAGUCACGUCUAGAGGAAUAUUUUGCUGAUUUUUCACGAUAUCAGACACCAAUAGAUGCGACAGCUGAGCCUGGCGAGGACCCUGAAGUGAUCCGAGCCAAAUACUUCAUUCGUGAUGAGUUCCUGCGUAUCAGCACAGCAAGUGGGGAUGGGAAGCAUUAUUGCUAUCCUCACUUCACAUGUGCGGUGGACACAGAGAACAUCCGGCGUGUGUUCAAUGACUGCCGUGACAUCAUCCAGCGCAUGCACCUGCGCCAGUAUGAGCUGUUGUGAUGUCAUGGCAAUAGCACAACUGUUGCCACUACUACCACACAGCAACUGCAGCAGGUCAGCAUUACAGACACCACCAACACAGCUACUGUUACCAUUAUCACCAGUCAUUACUAUCGUCGCUGUUAUAAUCACCACCAUGUCACCACUGUUAUCGCCACAGUGGCAACCACCGAGGGAAGGGGGAGGGUUCAUGAUCAUAAAAGCUUUGUCAUGGAUGUCUUAUCACUACAGUUUUAUUCAUGGUAAUAAUUUAGUGACGUUUCCUUACAUACACAAAGUGUAUACACAAAAGUAUAAAGGUGGCUUUGAAAUGCAAUCCGUAGAUUGCAGACUUUUCUCAGCUAUGAAUUCAAAUAAAUCCGUAUUGGCUGUUCUUUCAGGCCAGAAUAGAAAGGUUCAAGAAUUUUUAGCAAGGGUUAUUUUUAAUAUUUUAUUGGUAUUGCUAAUCUCUGAAGUGGGUCGCUAUGCUGUAGUGCACAUUGUCACACUUUUCUACUGGAUCCCAUCUGGAAGUAAAACUGGGAAAAUGUGCUAUGAGAGGUCUGUAAGCAUAACCUUUAUGGUCCAUGUGUUGCAGCUCAUGCAUGAUCCAGCUAGUUGUGCUUGGCCAUGCAUUGCAGUAUCAUAUCACUAGACUCUUGCCCCAGGAGUUACCAUUCUACUUUGCCCCACAGUACAGAUUACUAAAUCUCCUUGUACUGUAUGUUAAAGGUUAAGAAUUGUUUGCCUUCUUUAUUUAUAUAUAUAUUGUUUGAUAAUUCAAAUUUGACACUGUCACAUGGUGAGUCCUGAUUACAUUAUCCAAUUUGUCAGUUUGAUGUCUCCAACAUAAAAUAGUGAUCAUAAAUGGUUGUCACAUAGAGUGUGCUGAUUAUAGAAUAAAUAUACCACUUCACUGAUUUCCUAUGUCUUAAUUUUGGCAGGUUUUGAAAGGAAUGCAUAUUAGGCAGUAUCCCCUUCAUUCUGCAUGUGCAUUUGUAAUGGGUCAUCCAAGCUCAGAGUUAUUUUGCAUCCACUGUAAGUUUCAUUCCAAAAUCAUAUUCUCUUACAGCCAGAGUCAUCGUUGUAGAUAACAGGACUGUUGUUGAAAAUGCUGUCUCUCAGUGAAUGGUUUUGUUUGCAUCUUACAGGUUACUUGCAGGUCAGGAUGUAAUGAUUUUAUUAGCCUUAGUAAUGAUCUCUUUCAUAUUGUAUAUUAUUGGCAGCAAAGCUACUAACUUAUAUUGCAGUGAACUUGGACAUUAAUCUGCUUUAUUUAUUGGAAAAUGUAUUGUUAGAAGAACUGUGUACUAUAAAGAUUUUUAAUUAUAAUCCAGAAGAGUCAUCGAUUGGCCUUGAAAACUGUGUAUUUUAGCUGGAAGAGGUUCAUAGCCCAACCUUGAAUGGUAGAUUGUUCAAUUCACAGUUUUCUAAACAUCUUCAUCUUUCUGGUAAGUGCACCUCUUCAGAGUUUACAUCUACAAAUAAGGUGCUUGCACCUUGUGGAUCAUGAGCAGCUAUAGGAGUUGUUCCAUAGGUCAUAGCUUCCUCAUUCAUAAUAUUUAACCUGGAAUUUCUGAUGUUAAUUUCCAAUACAUUCCCCUGAAACAUUAUAGCGUGGAUGAAAAUUAGUAAUUUUUGGUCUUUGUGUCAGAUGAUAUGUAACAGUGUAAGAAGCUGUUCUCCAAAUACUAAAAUAGAAUUAAAGGAUAUAUAUAACUGCAUUGAAAUUGUGUUAACUCUUGUUAAGAUUCUUGUCCUUAUUUAAAAUACAAACAGGAUUCCAAAUUUGCACCAGUGAAGUUUUAUGAGUAUAAUCUGUGGUGAUAACAGUGACAUCUAUGUUAGAGUAAGUCAUUGUGUACAUUGAAGGAAAGAAAAAUUUAAAUAUUGUAUCAAUAAUGAUUUUUAAGAAUCAUUGCAGAUAUCAUUAAUGCUAAUGUCUGUUGUGUAAUUAUAUUGUAAAAACAAGAUACAUGCAUUGUAAUGGCAACUGUGUAAGGCGUUUAAUGGUAGUCAUGAUUGAAAUUACACUUUUUGUCUUUUAUCUUACCACUGUACUAGUGUGGCAUUUCUGUGCAGUGCUAACAGACGUUUGCUUGAAAUAACAGUGGCUCUCCGGGACUGAAACUCAGCUGAGAUUGGUUUUAAUUUUUAUAAUGCUGCUUAUUUCUAUGAAUAAUUUGGUAAUUAAAUUGUUUGUUAUGUGUAUUUUAAGACCACAACUUGUAGUACAUGUCCCACUUGAGCAACCCUCUUUUCAUAUGUAUGUUAAUGACAUCACUUUUAGCAUACAGAAUUGUUGGAAGGUGCGUCUUAUACUGCCAUAUAUAUUAUUUACUGUGGCAAUUGAGUUUUUGUUCUUAGGACAGCCAAAACCCAAUCUGUUGACUUCCUUGUAUACCUAACCAUAUUUUGUUUUCAAUAGAGUACAUUUGUCAUAUGCUGUGUUGUUACAUGCAAGGUAUAUGUAAGUUGGCCAGUAAGUAAAGACAAUAUUGCAGUAAGUUUAAAAAAUAA